This is a messenger RNA of Zingiber officinale, 2123 nucleotides long. Its product is annotated as receptor-like protein EIX2. NCBI's taxonomy places the organism in Eukaryota, Viridiplantae, Streptophyta, Magnoliopsida, Zingiberales, Zingiberaceae. The record is from RefSeq and is a predicted model, not a curated record. The coding region runs from base 1 to 2118 and encodes 705 amino acids. Gene Ontology annotation, molecular function: protein binding. The transcript has a single exon.
AUGCCUCUCAGCAUGGGCAACCUCUCUAGCUUAUUAAAUUUGGAUGUGUCGAAUAAUGAAUUUUCUGGACUUAUACCGGAUGCUUUGGGCAACCUCACUACCUUGACACGUUUGGAUAUGUCAUCUAAUGAAUUUUAUGGAUGUAUACCAAGUGCUUUGGGUAAUCUCGUCAAUUUGGAGGAAUUACACUUAUUUGAUAACAAUAUUUCUGGUCAAAUACCAGAAAACAUUGGCAGACUUCACAACUUGAUGUAUUUUGAUGCAACAAUGAAUAACUUGAUGGGACAACUACCGUUGAGUUUAGCUGAUCUAUGCAACUUGGAGAAUCUGGAUUUGUCAAAGAAUAAUAUUGGUGGAGAACUAACAAAUCUACUUGAUGGUUUGUCUAAAUGUCCACAAGGAUCCAAGUUACAAUACUUUGCAAUGAGUGACAAUAAGUUCAUUGGAUCAAUCCCUUCCAGUCUCGGACAAUUAACUCAACUGGAAUUCCUGGUUAUCUCAUCAAAUUUAUUACAGGGCAACAUGACAGAUUCUCACUUUUCCCAGCUCACCAACUUAAAGAGUUUGGAUAUCUCUUAUAACUCCUUGAAUUUGAUUUUAUUAGAUGAUUGGCUUCCUCCUUUUCAUGCUUACCAGAUUUAUAUGAGCUAUUGCCAUUUGGGAACUAGAAUUCCUUCGUGGAUUCAAACACAAACAACUUUGAGAUUUUUAUCUUUAUCUGGAGUUGGACUUUAUGGAAAUAUUCCAAGUUGGUUCUCAGAUUUCAUUUUCAAUACUUCACUAGUUUACCUUGACAUAAGCUCAAACACUUUGACUGGUCAAUUACCUUCUAGUUUAUCUAUUUAUAUGGAUCUAUCAAAUAACUCUUUUGAAGGAACAAUUCCAUUGAAUUAUAGAAAUCCGGAAGCUGUUCACAUAUUAUUGUUGUCUAAUAAUUAUAUCAAUGGUUGUUUGCCGGCCUUCUUUUGCAAUUUCACUAUGUUAAGGAUACUACACCUAUCCAACAAUUACUUGUCGGGCGAGGUCCCAAAUUGCAAUGGCUCAUAUCCAAUUAGUUUGCACUCCUUGCACAUGAACAAUAACAAUUUGUCAGGACCAUUUCCUUCUGUCUUAAGAAAUUAUAAAGAAUUAGUAACUCUUGAUCUUGGUGGGAAUAUAUUUUCUGGUAAAAUACCAAAUUGGGUGGGAAGGAGCUUCCCGUUGCUAAAGUUUCUUCGUUUGAGCUUAAACUCAUUCGAUCAUGCUAUUCCAACAAAUAUUGGAAAUCUUACUUCCCUCCAAGUUUUGGAUCUUUCGUUCAACAAUCUUAUUGGCACUAUACCUUCCUCUAUCUCAAAUUUCAGUUCUAUGAUUGUGAAGCAAAACUAUACUGAUCACCUAUUGUAUGUUGAGAUUCAAUAUAAUAAUCCUUAUCACUAUCUGUUUUAUCGGGGUGGGGCUCCCCUGAUGGGAAAUAGUUUCAAGGAUAACAUUAUAAUAACUGCAAAAGGGUUAACCAAUGAAUACACUAGUGCUCUUAGUGCAGUGGCAAGCAUAGACUUAUCAAACAAUAAUAUUUCUGGUGAGAUUCCGAAAGAGAUCACGAAGCUGCAUGGAUUGGACUUCCUCAACUUAUCCAACAACCAUUUGACAGGAAGGAUUCCAGAAAAUAUUGGUGCCAUGAAGGAAUUGGAGUCUCUUGAUUUGUCAAUGAACUAUCUCAUGGGAGAAAUUCCUGCCGAACUAUCUACUCUAAGCUUUCUAGAAUCCUUGAAUCUUUCCCACAAUAAUUUGUCAGGAAGAAUCCCAACAGGCGGUCAAUUGUCAACCUUCAAUGACUUGAUCUAUGUUGGCAAUGAGGGCCUUUGUGGUGUGCCACUUCCAGAGUGUCUCGAUGAUGACGAUAAUCAUUCACCAUAUCAAGCAGAAGAUGAUGACAAGCUUGAUAGAGUUCUAGAUUAUGCUAUUAUUAUUAUGGGAUUUAUAGUUGGAUUCUGGGCAUAUUUGGGCGUAAUAUCCAUUAAAAAGAGGACAAGGAUUACUCUCUUUCAGAUGGUGGACAAUAUGUAUGACUGGAUGCUCUUACUGAAGUUUACAAAGCUGAAGUUGAAAUGGCAAGAAAAGAGUUUAAGCACUUGAAUUUU